Ogataea philodendri is the source of this 1857-nucleotide messenger RNA. RefSeq lists its product as uncharacterized. Bases 1 to 1857 code for a protein of 618 amino acids. Lineage: Eukaryota; Fungi; Ascomycota; Pichiomycetes; Pichiales; Pichiaceae. Gene Ontology annotation, cellular component: membrane. The record is from RefSeq and is a predicted model, not a curated record. The transcript has a single exon.
AUGGACCCAUUACGACUGUCCCAGAUCGACGAGGCAUCGAUCUCGUCGCUGUCGUCGGCGUCGAUAGCGUCCGACCCGAUCCACGAGACCAACUCUGUGCGGUCGUACCAUCCGGGCAGGAAGUCGCGGCUCAAUUCGGUGGCCUCUGUUCCUCCACCCACGGCUGAAGCAAGCAUCAAAUCGGGCGACCAUGUGCCCGCACAUUCCAGCGGGUUCAGACGACGCACAUCCACUGUCACGUCCUGGUUCAGACACCAGGGCUCGGAUGACGCCUCGCUGGAGCCCGUCAGCCGCAAACUCACCAGACAAUUCACCCAGCAGACGGCUCCCGGCACGUCUGCCUUCUUUGUGGAUGGCAUGUUGCCCAACAGCGUGGACGACGCCAACGAGGAGGCCAUUUCCACCAUUCUCAACAGCGAAGACUCCGACAACGCAGACUCCGACGACGAAGAGCGCGACAACGACCUCACAAAGCUCAAUAGCAUCAAGAAACAGGUCACCCACGAGGUGAAGCAGCAGCUCAACAAGAUUGGGUUCUUCGACCCCAAGUUCGACCGUGUCAAGACCAUGUUCCACUUCGUCAAGGGCUACUUCCUCAUCACAGGCGUCAUCAUGGCCAUCUACAGUCUCUACUGGGGAGCCAUGUACCACCGGACCUCGAGACUCAAGAACUUCGAUUUCUGGGUAAUUGUGGACGAACAGGAUACUUUGUCGCAGUACGUUGUGGAGGCUGCUAACCGUGUGCCCAACAUUGGUACCUGGAUCCCGAAACCGUACCAAUCCAUCUCCAACGACACCUCGCAGCUCCAUUCCAUCAUGGCACGCAAAGUUUACAGACAGGAGAUCUGGGGAGCCGUGGUUGUUCAGCCCGGAGCAGCGUCAGACUAUCUAGCUGCUCUCCAGUCAAACUCGGACUUUAAUACCACCGGUUUGAUGGAAGUUAUCCACGAAACAGGCCGUGAUUACGUUGCCGAGUCCUCGUACUUCACCAGAGCCUUUGCGUACCUCCAGCAGGCGUUUACAGAGCUGCAACCGAAUAUGACUGCAGAACUGACCGCACAGCUCUCUGACUCGCAGAAACUAGCCGUCCUGGAUAAACUGCUGUCUCCCAUAAUGUUCACUGUGACAGACCUCACUCCAGCCCAUCUGCUGGCGCCCAUCGUUUCUGGACCCCAGCAGUUUGGCCUGGUGUACCUGCACUUGCUGUCGCUGCUGCAGUUUGCGUUCUUCCAGCCUUACCACAACAAAAUCGCAUCAGAACUCAAAGACGCUUCAUUUAUCGCUUAUAGACUCAUCUCGUCCCAAAUCACAUACAUCAUACUGGGACUCGGUUACACUCUGGUCCAGGUGUUUUUCCAAAUCGACAUAUACACCGCUUAUCCGCAUAAGGUUGGGUUUUUGAUCUUUUGGUUAUCGUCGUACCUGGUGCUAUCGUCGCUCGGCGGAGUGAACGAGAAUAUCAGCAUCUUUCUACAAGCAGUCAAACCGAACCUGAUUCCAAUGUGGAUGUUUUUCUGGAUGGUGUCCAACAUCGCCCCAACCUACUACCCAAUCAGUUUGAGUCCGAAGUUCUACAGAUACGGAUACAUGAUGCCUAUUAAAAAUGGAUAUGAUCUGUACAAGACUCUUUUGUUCAACACGUACAAGCCGGCCAACAUGCCGCGAAACGUGUGUGUGCUGAUCGGCUGGGUGCUCAUCACCAACGCGCUGCUGCCGUUCACCAUGAUGUACUAUACCAAGGUCAAGUCGGAGGAAAAUAAGAAGAAGAUCAAGUUGCUCAAGAAACUCAAGAAACUGCGCGCAAAACACCACGUUUUCAGAGACAACACCGUCGAGGAGAAGCCAUCGCCGCAGUAA